AUGACCGGCUCACACAAUCACCACGACGAUCAGGCCUCCACCAACUACAAGGAAGCGUUCUCCCUCUUCGACAAGCGCGGCUCCGGCAAGGUCUCCCUAGAGUCCCUCGGUGACCUCCUGCGCGCAUGCGGCCAGAAUCCCACCCUCGCUGAGAUCGCCGAUCUGGAGAAGAGCCUCGGCGGAGACUUCGACUUCGAUUCUUUCGUGAAGGUUCUCAACCGUCCGGGCGGCUUCCGCGACCCUGGCGAAGCCGAGGAAUACUGCCGCGGCUUCCAGGUGUUUGAUAAGGAUAUGACCGGAUUUAUUGGAGUUGGUCAGCUUCGAUACAUUCUGACAAACUUGGGCGAGAAGAUGUCGGACGAAGAGGUCGAUGAACUGCUCAAGGCGGUUGAUACCAGCUCGGGUGAGAUUAACUACACCGAGCUCGUUCGCACGAUCCUGGCCAACUGAUGAUUGAUACACGAUACCCUAUGUUCUAUGAUAUUAUGAGAAUCACUCGAGGGGCGGAGUUGGGCUAAGUUUCAGUUCGUUUGUAUUGUAUAUCGGGUUCAUAUGAUAUGGAUAGCAAUAGCAAUGAUAGCAUAGAUAUUUG
Aspergillus pseudonomiae is the source of this 592-nucleotide messenger RNA. RefSeq names its product putative cytokinesis EF-hand protein Cdc4. Lineage: Eukaryota; Fungi; Ascomycota; Eurotiomycetes; Eurotiales; Aspergillaceae. Gene Ontology annotation, cellular component: myosin II complex. The transcript has 4 exons. The coding region runs from base 1 to 450 and encodes 149 amino acids. The record is from RefSeq and is a predicted model, not a curated record. Gene Ontology annotation, molecular function: calcium ion binding. Gene Ontology annotation, biological process: mitotic actomyosin contractile ring assembly.